CGCACUCGGAUCUCCCUCUUCAACAAAUGUGCAUUCAUGCAUCCACAGACGGCUGGGAGCGUUUGCUAAGAACAUCAGAACCAGUGCUGAGAUGUGGGUACGCGUAAUUCUGACCUUCAUUUACUCUACACUUCUCCUGUCAGGAGUCAGGGCCAGUCAGUGGCUGGUGUAUUUCUCCAGGACGGACAUCUGCGUUUGGGCUGGGACCACGGUUACCCUGCCGUGCCGAUACGACUACCCCUCGCCCUACAGCUUCACUCGGUUCAUGUGGUUCCACAUCUCUGUGGAGGGCCGGCGGGAAAUCGCCUACCAUACCGACGGGAAUCAGUUGAGCCCCUCGUACAGGGACAGGGUCAAAUACUUGGGCGGCCACAAAAGAUGCAGUUUGCAGAUCGCAAACGUGAAGCUGAGCGAUGCAGGAAUGUACCAUUUCAGAUUCGAGACCGACAACCAGCAGGAGAGAUGGACGUCACCCGAUGCAGUCACACUCUCCGUCACAGAGCUUCAGGUUCACGUACAUCCACCGAGAAUUGCCAACAUGUUUGCUGCUGGUGAGACCGUCUUCCUGAGCUGUGUGGCGCGAGGCUGUGCCGCAUCUGGCAGGAACUUUGCUCUUUAUCAGAAUGGGAUCAACUUGGGGCAGUCCAGCAAGCUGUCAGCCAUCUAUAACUUUGACAGCCAGCACGCAGGCACCUACACCUGCCGCCCAAUACCCCCUCAAAACGUGCAGUCACCGGGAGUCACCCUGGCUCUUGGAUACGCUCCUCGCUACACCACGGUGCAGAUCACCCCUCGAGAAGCAGUCAGAGAGGGCGAUUCGGUGACUUUGACCUGCAGUAGUGAUGGAGCUCCGCCAGCAGAAAGUUUUGCCUGGUUUAAGGAAGGAGAGAGUGGCAGCAUGCCAGACAGCUUUAAACCGGAGCUGAGACUGUGGAGUUUGGACUACAGGGACCACGGAGAGUACUUCUGUGUGGCCCGUAACCCACUCGGCACAGACCGGUCCAGACCGCUUCUACUCAAUGUUACCUACUCCCCAAAGAACACAAUAAUCCUCAUCAGCCCUAAAGGAGACAUUAUGGAAGGUUUUGCUGUCAAUCUGACCUGCAGCAGCAACGCCAACCCUCCUGUGGAUCAAUACUCCUGGUACAAAGUGAACGGCGGGCAGCCCUGGACCAGAGGCGCCGCGCAAAAUCUCACCUUCCUUAGUGUGCGUUCCCAUCAUGCCGGACAAUACUACUGCACUGCAUGGAACGUGUUUGGCAUGGAGACAUCAGCCACUAUUUCUCUUUCAGUGCUUUAUGCCCCCAAAAACACCUCCGUGUUGGCUCAGCCUUCCCCUGUGAUCGAAGCGGGCAGCUCUCUGACGCUGACCUGCAGCAGUCAGGCCAAUCCGGCGGUGGAGAACUACACCUGGCACCGGAUCAAUACGGCUGACGCCUGGGAAACUCGAUCGGGUCCCAGCUACACCAUUGCUGAGGUCAGCCCCCGAGCCAGCGGCCAGUACUACUGCGAGGCCCGCAACCGCAUAGGGGCUCACAGCUCGCCUGUUCUGACGGUGAAAGUUCGAGGCCGAUUGAAAGUGAUCGCAUUGGCGUCUGCAGUGGGCGUGUCUAUCGGACUGAUCUCAUUGACCGUGGUCGUCAUGAUCAGUAAAAACAUGCAUCGUGUCGACAUUGAAAAUCGUGAGGAAGAAAAACAGUGUUCACCAGUAGUUGAUUUACCAAUGGAUGAAACUCUGUUCAGCGAAUCAACUUCAGAGACGUUUCUCUUCAAAAGCACAAAAAUGUCAGAUAUCCCGGAGGAGCCAGAGGAGAUGUAUGAAAGCAGUUACCCAUCCAUCGUACCCCUUAAAGAAGCUCCUCGGAGCACUGAGGAACAGAGACAGGUCAACUACAUUACGGUGCAUUUCUCUCGCAUGCCCAGUCUGGACCAGGUGCAGGUCACAAACAUACCUCUAGAUGGAGGGAAGAAGCUUAAAGAUGGUCCUGAUGUUGUUUCCACCAAGCAACCGAGAGAGGGGAUGGAAGAGUCUGGAAUCUAAAGCCAGUGAAUUGUGAAACCACACAGGGAUUUUUUCUAAACUACAUGUACUUAUAGAGCAUGUGUGGACCACUUGAUGUAGCCUGAAAGUCA
Messenger RNA from Pimephales promelas (fathead minnow), 2133 nucleotides. Lineage: Eukaryota; Metazoa; Chordata; Actinopteri; Cypriniformes; Leuciscidae. The record is from RefSeq and is a predicted model, not a curated record.